This is a messenger RNA of Monascus purpureus, 1152 nucleotides long. The record is from the annotation of a GenBank genome assembly. Lineage: Eukaryota; Fungi; Ascomycota; Eurotiomycetes; Eurotiales; Aspergillaceae.
AUGGAUCCAAUUUUUUCUGCUGUUUCCAGCAACGUCCACCAACUUUAUACCUUACUUCAAUGCAUUGGGUUUUCCCCAAGAGCCACCGUUCAAAUAACACCAGACGGGAUCCGGGUCUCCGUCGAAGAAGGCAGGGUGGUACAAGCAUUGGCAUUCCUUGACAAGGCUCUUUUCACCAGCUACACCUUCAGAGCACCACAUGGGACAAUCGCCGAUAAUACAGGCCACAGUUCAGAGGGAAACGACAACGAUGGAGACGCGUACCCUCACUUCGUUAUCUCACUCUCUGCUCUCUUGGAAACGUUGAAGAUAUUCGGCAUAAACGACCCUUCUUCUACGGCCCAGUCUAGAUCGACGACCAGUAGCAUGCAGCAACCUACUUCAUCUGCCUCCAACGCCUUCACUGCUCCCUCUCUCCUCCUGGAUCGUUCUUGCACCCUGCAAUACCUCCAACCCGGUUCUCCACUCAGUAUCACCCUCUCUGAGACAGGAGUAAAGACCACCUGCGAACUAACCACGUACGAACCUGAAGAAGAUGAAGCCGAUAUCCCCCUCCAGCGAGACGCAAUUGUCAUGAAGAUCAUCAUGCGAUCCGCCUGGCUCCACAACGCCAUCAGCGAACUCGCUUCCACGAACCCUACCAUCCUCAAAAUCUCAGCCUCUGCGAAACGGGAACCUUUCUUCGCCCUCUCCGGCUCCGGCGGUCCUUUCAGCGAAUCCACCGUGGAAUUUUCCAUCGAUGAACAACAACAGCCCCAAAAUGGCCAUGUCCCACCAACAACGCAGACCGGUCACUCCCGCUCGAAAAGGACUAAGAUGGCCCCUACGGUCACGGAGACUUUCCUAGUUAAUCCCCCAUCUUCCGUCGGAAAUAGGAUCAAGCAGGACUACCGAUUCGCCCUGAUUCGCAAGGCUGCCCGUGCUAUGGCCGUCGCGAAUAAGGUUAGUAUUCGUGGUGACAGGCAAGGCGUGCUUAGUCUUCAAUUCAUGAUUGAAUUUGGUGACGAUGCUAGUAGUGGAAUGAGUGCUGGCGCACGCGCUCCUGGGGCAGCCUUAGGUAGUACUGUAAGCUUUGUUGAUUUCCGAUUCGUACCAUUACUUGAUGACGAUGAGGUCGAAAACGAUCAAGCAGAUGAAGAGGAAGAGGAUUAG